AUGGUAUCGGCACUGCGAUCGGCGUCCAUAGCCGUGCGGGGGGCUAGCACCUCCCGCGUCGCAGGCCCUCGGGCGCUGUCGACAGCUUCGACGGCACCCGCAUCCACCUCGCAAGCCAGCUCCUCUGCUGCAUCGACCUCACGGCCACGCGUGAUCUUUUCGGGCAUCCAGCCCACGGGCAUCCCACACCUGGGCAACUACCUCGGCGCGCUACGCAACUGGGUGGACCUGCAAAACGCUUCGCGCGACACGUCGGACGAGCUGUACUUUAGCAUCGUCGGCUAUCACGCCAUUACGAUGCCUCAGAACCCAUCACGUCUCCGCACGGAGCGUUCCGAGAUGAUGGCGACGCUGCUUGCGAUCGGCCUCGAUCCACAGCGAUGUACGAUCUUCCACCAGGACCACGUGGCGGAGCAUACGGAGCUUGCAUGGAUCCUGAACUGCCUCGCGUCGUUUGGGAAGCUGCACCGCAUGACUACGUGGAAGGCGAAGCUCGCGACGGCGCGCAAUGUGUCCGACUCGACGGAUGUGGAUGACAAAGACCUCAGUCUGGGGUUGUUUGCGUAUCCAGUGUUGCAGGCGGCGGAUAUUUUGCUGUACAAGGCAACGCAUGUGCCUGUCGGAGAGGACCAGAUUCAGCAUCUGGAACUCAGCCGCGAUCUGGCAGAUGUCUACAAUCGCCGGUUUAAGAGGACGUUCCCGUUGCCGGCACAUAUUAUUACGCCGACAAAGAGGGUUCUGUCGCUGCGCGAUCCGACGAGCAAGAUGAGCAAGAGCGCCCCAGAUGCCAACUCGAGGAUUCUGCUCACGGAUACGCCAGAGGAGGUAAGGAGGAAGGUCAGAAAGGCCGUUACGGAUGCAGAGGUAAAGCUGAGCUAUCAGCCGGAUCAGAGACCGGGCGUUAGCAAUCUGUUGGCUAUCCUUGCCGCACUUAAGUCUCAGACAGCUCCGGGGACGGUGGAGAUGGAGAAUGCUGGACCGGAGGAGUGGGCGGAGAGGCUGAAUCAGGAGAUUAGCGAGUCGGGCGCAUCUUUGGGACAGCAUCUCAAGGCGACUCUCACCGACGCAGUGGUGGAGACACUACGACCAAUCCAGGCGGAGCUCGAGAGGCUGCGGAAGGAUCCGGGCUAUUUGACCGAGAUGGAACAGCUGGGCAAGCAAAAGGCCCAAACCGUCGCGCGACGAACCAUGAGCCAGGUACGCAAAAGUAUCGGCCUCGAAUGA
Moesziomyces antarcticus is the source of this 1224-nucleotide messenger RNA. RefSeq names its product tryptophanyl-tRNA synthetase. NCBI's taxonomy places the organism in Eukaryota, Fungi, Basidiomycota, Ustilaginomycetes, Ustilaginales, Ustilaginaceae. Bases 1 to 1224 code for a protein of 407 amino acids. Gene Ontology annotation, biological process: mitochondrial tryptophanyl-tRNA aminoacylation. Gene Ontology annotation, cellular component: mitochondrion; mitochondrial matrix. Gene Ontology annotation, molecular function: tryptophan-tRNA ligase activity; ATP binding. The record is from RefSeq and is a predicted model, not a curated record. The transcript has a single exon.